AUGCUUGUCUUGAUCGCUGGUAUUACCGGGUUCGUCGGUAUUCCGUGUGCCAGGUCCGCAUUUGAACGUGGUCUCAAGGUUCGGGGCCUAGCUCGCGAUAUAAACAAUGUCCCGGAGGAUAUUCGGAAGCGGCUCGAAGGCUUCGAGACGUUAUCAAGCCACUAUGACAUCGCUGCAAUGGACCGGGCCACAAAAGGUGUUGAUGCUAUUAUCUGUACCUUUGCUGGAAUCCCUGAGAUGUUCAUGGAAUCACAAUUGUUGCUUAUUCGGGCAGCAGAGCGAGCUGGAGUGAAGAUCUUCCACGCUACCUCAUGGAACUACGACUGGACACUUGCUCCUGGUUCACACGAACUUUACGAUGACAUGCGGGGCUUCGCCCACCACGUGGCGCUUAGCUCGACCAUCAAGCCAAUCUACAUGUUCACCGGUGCGAUCGCGGAGUACUACUUUAAGCGAAGCCGAUAUGAUUGGAACCCGGACACCAAGACGUUCAGCUUCCACGGGCCUUCGACAUUCCCCACCCGAUAUACCACCACGGAAGACAUCGGCAACUAUGUGCUGGAGGCUAUAACUGCCCCGGAUGCUGCUGAUGGGGGCUUUGUUCGUGUUCAGAGCUUCGAAGCCUCCCCGGAAGACAUCGUCGAAGCAUACAAUGCUGCGAGAGAAGGCCGCAUCACUGCUAAGCUUAACUGCUUAGGGUCAGUGCAAGACGCAGAAGAUAAGUUGAAUGAGGGAAGAGCUAAAAAUGGGAAGAGUGGUUGGUACAACUUUAUUCGGUAUAUCUAUCAAUAUCAUAUCCCGGCCCGUUCUUGGGAUUAUGAGCCGGUGGAUGUUGCGCGCUUCCCAAACGUCAAGCAAACUAGCUUGGAGGAAUUCUUCCGUCGCAACCCCGACGUAUAG
This is a messenger RNA of Penicillium cosmopolitanum, 900 nucleotides long. RefSeq names its product NmrA-like family protein. The record is from RefSeq and is a predicted model, not a curated record. Lineage: Eukaryota; Fungi; Ascomycota; Eurotiomycetes; Eurotiales; Aspergillaceae. The coding region runs from base 1 to 900 and encodes 299 amino acids. The transcript is spliced from 2 exons.